This is a messenger RNA of Oncorhynchus tshawytscha (Chinook salmon), 3244 nucleotides long. Its product is annotated as zinc finger MYM-type protein 1-like. Bases 1475 to 2482 code for a protein of 335 amino acids. The transcript is spliced from 3 exons. The record is from RefSeq and is a predicted model, not a curated record. Lineage: Eukaryota; Metazoa; Chordata; Actinopteri; Salmoniformes; Salmonidae.
CUUGCUGCCACAUACAUUGCAGGAGAAGGGUUUGGCACCUGUGUGAACCCGUUGGUGAUCUUUCAGAUGUGAUUGAAGUCGGAAGCUUUUCCCGCACUCCGAGCAGCUGUGUGGUUUCAGUCCGGAAUGAAGGAGCUUAAGGGGGGGCCCGACUCUCCCCAUCCUGCGGAAAAAUUGGAUUUGUUGCCCCCAAUAUAUCACUGUUAACAUAACUAUUUCAUUUCAAUACUAUUAAUAAUACGCAAUGAAAGCACUUGUGCUGAUUAUAGACACUUAAUAGCGCGUUUUUACGUUUCACAAAUUGCAACACCCGCCCUUUGCCUCACAAUGGUUGGAUCCAAGAUCAGCAUGCAGCUGUAGUGCUUCUAAGUCCCUGUGAUAAGGUUAGCGAUAAACUGAAACAGAACUACACUCUCUUCUACCAUUGUCUUAAAUGUCUUUAAAUGGUCUCGUUGCAAAAGCUAAAUUGUCACUGGGGGACUUUGAAGCACCUGUGUGCCGAUCUUGGAGUAAACCGAAGAUAGCAAAGAUUAUAACAAACACCACAGAAACGGAAUUGGUGCUCGCUAGCUCUGCAAAUGCAGCUAUUGUGGGAAGCCAGCAAACACAAAAUGACAACAUAAACUAUAUUAAAAUUACAAAAUGUUGCAGCUUACGUUGUGUAAAUGGUGAACUCAUACAUACAGCUGUCAACCCUUGUCACUGCAAUCCGUUCACAUUUGCUAGCUGACCAGCUAGCUUCCUUGUAGAUCGAAGCCCAUCUCCUACUGUAAAUAACCUACAUACUAUGUGUGUGUCCAGCCAGCCAGCCAGGUAGAAAAAUGACAGUAAAAAGACGGACAUCAGAGCAUUUUUCAGUACACCAAAACGCAAGGCAGAGCAAGCAACAGAUGGCACACAGACAGCAGAGCUGGGGACAGUUCGGCAGGGACAGACUGGCAGAGACAGGGAGUCUCAGGAGACAGACUGUGAGGCAAUGAGGGUGGUGAAAGAGCCAGGGAGAGAGACUUCAGAGGACAGUGUCACAGCCACGGCAGGACCAGGUGUCAACCUUGUUGCCAGCAGCACCAGUAUAUGGAACAGUGGCACAGCAUUGUCCAGUUACCUCAGUUAUGGCACAAAACCAUAUCAAUUUAUAGAACCGCAAACUCUUGCCAACAGAGUGUUGAUGUUUCAAUAGAAAUGGUUUUGCGAUUUCCCCUGGCUACAUUAUAAUCCAUCAAUAAAAUGAGUGUUGUGUUUUCACUGUAGCCAAUUGUUUUCAAGCCAGCCAUCUUUUGGCCAAAGAGAGGAUGCUGCCUUCAUUAGUGCAGGAUUUAGGAACUGGAGAAAAGCCAUUGUAAAAUUCACAGCACAUCAAAACUGCCAAACCCACCGCCACUGUGUAACUGUAUCAGCACACCAGCUAAAUCCAAGCAGUGUCCAGUUAUCCAGCGCGUGGGGUAAACAGCAGGAGGACGCAAGGCAUUGCUUGAUGAAAAUUGUUAGUUCGGCGCUGCAUGUAGUAAGACAGGGACUAGCCUUUAGAUGCCACACGGAUGACAGUGGGAAUUUAUACCAGCUUUUGAAACUUAGGGCAGAAGAGGAUGAUCCCAUUGUACUGAAGUGGUUAUUAACAGAGCAUACCACAAUGUACACAGGCCCCAAAGCACAGAAUAAAGUUCUGUACAUCAUGGCCAAUACAGUCAUUCGAGGCAUUGCAGCUGAGAUUAGGUAUCUUCCGAUUGUACAAUUUUCAGUAAUUGUUGAUGGUACUGAAGAUGUUUCUGGUGCUGAACAGGAGAGUGUCUGCCUGCAUUAUGUUGACCAUGACCUUGUCCCUCACGAGGAGUUUAUUGGGCUAUACAAGGUGUCGGAGACAACAGGUGAGGGCAUUGCGAAAGUGGCAAAUUAUGUGUUGUUGAAGCUCAAUUUGCCCAUGUCUGACUUACGUGGGCAGAGUCACGAUAGUACCUCAAACAUGGCAGGAAAAUACACAGGUGCACAGGCAAUUGUGAGGAGGCAGCAGCCAUUAGCCCUCUAUGUGCAUUGUGGAGCACACUGUGUUAAUCUGAUUACACAGGCUGUCUGCUCAGCCUCCCCACUGAUCCGGGAUUCCCUUUCUUGGGUCCAUCAGUUAGGUGUCCGCUAUGGCCAGUUAGGAAAGUUUAAGAGCAUGUUGGAAUCAAUUGCCACGUCCAAAGAUACACAUCUGACCACCAUGAAACCCCUAUGUCCAACAAGGUGGACUGUGUGGAAUACUGCUAUUAGAGCUGUGCUAGGGCAGUAUGAACGGGUACUAAGCAGCCUAGAGGAGAUGGCAAAAAUUGCAUCCAAAACAGCUUCAACUGCCAGUGGCUUAUUCGAGCACUUCAGCAAAGGCAAGAGUAUGUUGGGCCUCACACUUGCCUCUGCUGUUCUUGGAGAACUUGAAUGCCUAAACAUUUCACAUUGCACAAGUUGGAAAGAGCACUUCUCACGGGGGAGUUGGUUGAGUCUCUAGAUCAGUACCCUGAGCUGAACAUAGAUUCUCUUUCAGUGCAGUUGCCUCUAUUUCACAACAAAUACCCCUGUAGCAGCAGUGGAGAGGCAGCGGAGGUCCUCAGGAGGCUUCCAGUGGAGGUGCGGGGGUUGUUUGACCAAGUUGAGGUGCUGAUCAGGAUUUUGUUUGUGGUGCCAGUGUCUUCAUGUGAGGAUUAGAGGAGUUUCAGUGCACUCCGUAGGUUAAAGACUUGGCUACGGGCUAGCAUGGGCGAAAAGAGACGGAACAGCGUAGUUGUCUGUAAUGUACAUAAAGACAGGCUGGAGGGAAUAUAUCUGCAGCAAUUUGUUGGAUCCAUUGAAACCCACAAACAUGUUUGGUUCUUAUGUUCAGUACUAUGUAUAUAUAAAGUUACUGGAAACCUUGUGGUGCUGAAUAUGUUCUUGACACUUUUUUAUUUCACGGACCAAUUGAAAUUACACCAGGGACCCCUAGGGGUCCACUGACCCCUGUUUGAGAACCCCUGGUGUAUAGUAUGAUAUUUGUUAUUUUGUUUAGUAGUUUUCAGUUUUUAUUACAUGACAGUACACUUACUAAUUAUUUAUUUUGUUAUUUUAUUUAAAAUUGCAUACUUUGUGUGGGAUACUUGUCCAUAGUUGUUGUUUGAAGAGUUGAGACACUGACUGAACAAUAAAUAAGUAUUUUUGAAGGAUAUUUUGGUUGAUUUAUUUUGGUUAUUCAUUGAAGUAGUUCUUUCACUUUUAGAACUACUUAUUUUGAGCU